CUUCCCCCAAGAGCCAUGGGGUCCACCUCUUCCGAGAACUUCUGUCUUCGAUGGAACGAUUUCGAAUCCAACGUGAGCGGAUCCUUCCGUGAACUCCGUGCGGAAUCAGAUUUCUUCGACGUGACCCUCGGUUGUGAUCAGUCCAAUGGCCGAGUGCUUCAAGCCCACAAAGUCAUCCUGUCGGCUUGCUCCAGCUUCUUUAAACGGAUGCUCAAGGAGCAAAUCAUCGCCUCCGGACUCAGCGCCAACCCUUAUGUCUAUUUGCGGGGCGUCAAAUUCUCCGAUUUGUCCUCCAUCCUGGAUUUCAUGUAUCAAGGCGAGGUCAACGUAGCUCAAAGUGAGCUCAACUCGUUUCUAGCGGUGGCCGAGGAUCUCCAAGUGAAAGGCUUGACUCAACCGGGUGGACCCAACAAACGAACGGCCCCCGGGAAGUCCACUGGGGGCAACGCCAAGCGAUCCCGAUCCAAUUUCCGAUCGGAAGACCGACCCGCCUCCAACAUUAAAGCCAGUGCCACAAAACGGGAGAAGACGGACGAGCCCAGCGAUGAUGAAGGCGGAGCGGCCGAUGAUCCGCCCUCCGAUGUGGGAGAGGAAGAAACUAAACAUCAAACCGAUGCGUUCGGCACCGAACCAUUUGAUUCGUACUUCGUCACCACAGAAGAGAGCGCGGAUCCUGACCCUGCAUCAACGACCACACAAGUUUCGGAGUCAUCGUCGCAACCACCGGUCACCUCAGAAGCGUCUUCCAACACCCCCGAGAAAGUAACGGACUUUAAUGAAUUGGUAUUCGGUUUGCUCUCGUUUGAAAAUGGAAUCCACACGUGUAACUUGUGCGGCAAGAAGAGCCCGUGGCGAACCACCAUGUUGCGACAUGUGGAAGCCAACCACGUGGAAACGGCCGGACACGUAUGCGACAUUUGUGGGAACGUCUCCAAGACGCGACACGCUUUCAAUAUGCACAAGAAACGUAUGCACGAGAAAGGCCCCGAUGGAUUGCCCACGAAUUCGGGACGACGAACGAGAAAAGCCAAGCAAGCCAAAGCCCACGAAACUGCUCGUGCACCUCGCAGCACUCAACAAAUUCAAAUUGUGCAGGAGCAGGAUGGCCAACAAGUGGUGCACCAAGGUCAAAUGAUUGAUGGGCAGGUUGUGAUUCAGACCCAAAUGCCUAACGAAGUCAUUACCCAACAAUUUAACUAAAUGAAGACAAAUUCAAAUAUUUUCUACCCUAAGAGAGAAAGAGGAGCUCGUAAUGUCAAAAUCUGAUUCGUAUAUACCUUGCAAAAUGUUAAUACUUAACCAAUAAUAGGCAUAAAACCCGUCGGUUCAAUAUAAUUACUGGUCUUGUG
Tigriopus californicus is the source of this 1349-nucleotide messenger RNA. Its product is annotated as protein bric-a-brac 2-like. Lineage: Eukaryota; Metazoa; Arthropoda; Copepoda; Harpacticoida; Harpacticidae. Gene Ontology annotation, biological process: regulation of transcription by RNA polymerase II. The coding region runs from base 16 to 1200 and encodes 394 amino acids. The record is from RefSeq and is a predicted model, not a curated record. The transcript has a single exon. Gene Ontology annotation, molecular function: protein binding. Gene Ontology annotation, cellular component: nucleus.